Messenger RNA from Penicillium brasilianum, 1026 nucleotides. Lineage: Eukaryota; Fungi; Ascomycota; Eurotiomycetes; Eurotiales; Aspergillaceae. The record is from the annotation of a GenBank genome assembly.
CCUUGGGAUAAAAUCGUCAUACACAGGGGCCGCUUUCCACGUGUCACGGUUUUUCCUUGUAGACUUGGAGUUCGUUUGCUUUUUUUCAAGUCUAUAAAAGCAUACAAAGUCCAGAACCAUUCCUUGUGUUGCUUGACAUCUCCAUGCCCUACAGUUUGGAUCUCGACAGAUCAUAUCUACCCACCAGAAAUGGCAACCUUAUACUAUCCUUCCCCAUCCAGCAUUGCUAUGGAUGGUUCUAUCAACAGUUCUCCGCUACAAACACUGCAGCCACCUAUCUUGAAUACCGAACUACCAUGGCUGUCUCCUUUCACUCCGUCCAAAAGCGAGAAAGAUUUUCUUUUGGGAAAGCCAUUUGAGAAACAACAUCCGACAAUGGCCAAGAUGCCAGCUCGAGAUCAAACUCCUGUAUCGCCAGAACGACCAGCUCAACGGACUCGUCGAUCCUCGACCAAAUCCAGAAAACAAAGCGAGGACAUCAGCCCUGAAAGAGCUAAGCACCUUGAGCGGAAUCGCGUUUCCGCCAACAAAUGCCGAAUGAAGAAGAAGAAGGAGCACGCAAGGAUGGAGAGCGUGUUGAACACCGAAGCAGCCAAGCGCGAUUCCUUGCUAUCCGAAGUGGGCCUCUUGAAGGACGAAUUGUGGUACCUCAAAAACAUGAUCUUCGAACACGCCAAAUGCGAGCAUCAAAGUAUCAACAUCCAGCUGGCCAAGAUGACGCAGACCGUCCUUGAAAACAGUUCAGGGCGGCUGAAAAGCCCCUCGCCAACCGUUUCAUCGUCUACAUGGUCCGAUGGGUCGAUCCUGGAGGAACCAGGGGUGCGGAAACACCCACUUACGCUUCCCGUAGGACCUGUUGGCUACGGGGGAUGUCCUGAAUCGAUGUUUGAUAGUUUCAUUGAUCUGCCGGCCCUGUAAGUGGUCUUUCGUCGGGUCCAUGUACGUCUAUUCCAUGCCGAUUAUGUAUGUAUUAGCGCGCGAUUCAUUUUUAUCGAACUCAUGAGGAACGUUACACGACAGCAUUGA